Messenger RNA from Ziziphus jujuba (common jujube), 1149 nucleotides. RefSeq lists its product as uncharacterized. The record is from RefSeq and is a predicted model, not a curated record. Lineage: Eukaryota; Viridiplantae; Streptophyta; Magnoliopsida; Rosales; Rhamnaceae. The transcript has a single exon. The coding region runs from base 74 to 925 and encodes 283 amino acids.
UAUAUAUAUAUAUAUAUAUAUACAUGUAUUCUGUCCAACAGCACACAGCCUCACAUACUUAGACCACCACCAUAUGAAACACAACCAAUCAUCAUCUUCCAUGGACUGGUUUUCAUGGCUAUCAAAGACUACCCUCGACACAUCGCACAUCUACGAGUACGGCCUUGUCUUCGCACGUAACGAGCUCCAAUUCGAUGACAUAACCUACUUCAACCACGAAUUCCUUCAGAGCAUGGGCAUUUCUGUGGCCAAGCACAGGCUGGAGAUUCUCAAGCUUGCUAGGAAGGAAAAUGGAGGCACCACAAAAUCGCUUUCCCGGCUCAUUUGGGCAAUCAGCAAAACCAGGAAGAGCUUAGUUAAGUAUUUUAGCAAGUUGGCUUUUCAUGAUCAGGAAAUGUCACUUAAGGAUUUUCCUGAUUCAGCUCAGUCCAGAGAGUAUUGGAAAGGAGUGUUGCUGAGGAGGCAGAGAAGUGAGGAAUUGAAGGAAGAUAGGCCUGUGCUCAAGACUAGGAGCAUGGCUCUAUCUGGGCCUAUCGAUGGGAGGGUCCAUGAGAGAUUGAUGGCUCCAAACAAUACAAGGAACUUGAAAUUAUCUGGGCCGCUUGAUGGAAGGAUGCACGAUAGGCUGCUGUACACUAAUAGGAGCCCAAGAUUUACUCGGACCCUGGAUGGUAGGGCUAUAGUGCCAGAGAGGUUGAUGAUCCCAAUCCCAAACAAUUGGAGCCCAAAAUUGUCUGGGCCGUUGGAUUACAGGGCAGAUGAUAGGGCCUUGAGCAUAAAUAGAAACCCAAAAUUGUCUGGGCCUUUGGAUGGAAGAGCUAUGAGCCCAAAGUUCUGUACUCCAUACGAGAAGGACAAAGGGGAUGAUGAUUUUGAUGAUCAUUCACUUUGGAGUGCACUCUUUCAGGAUAUGAAACCCACUUGAAACUUGUAAUUGCUUUGGUUUGUACGGUGAGAGAUAUGGCAUUCCCAAUUUUUCAUUUUCAUUUUCAUUUUCUUUUUUUCUUUUUUAAACAAGAAUUUUUGUGUUUUCUAACUUCCAAACCCCGUGUUUUACUUCAUGUUAUAUAUAUAUAUGUGUGUGUGUGUGUGUACAAUUUCAGUGCUUUUGUGUUGAGCUCUAUAAUGCAUAUACAGGUCACUUUUUAA